AUGUCUCAGACUACAAAGAGCACCACUCAGGAAAAGGGCACCCCUGCUGCCGGUGCAACCCCUGCUCCUGGCUCCAAGAGCCUUAAGACCAAAGAACCUGGAGUAGGCAACUUCAAGAUCUUCAUUUAUGAACAGGAGAACUUCCAGGGAAGAUUCCUGGAGUUUUCCACUGAGUGCAUAAACCUGUGCGACCGCAACUUCGAUAGAGUGGGCAGUGUCCGUGUGGACUGUGGACCCUGGGUCGCUUUUGAACAAGCUAAUUUCCGUGGAGAGAUGUUCAUCUUGGAGAAGGGAGAGUAUCCACGCUGGGAUUCCUGGUCCAACAGCUACAGAAGUGACCGUUUCAUGUCCUUCCGUCCAGUCUGCAUGGACAACCAGGAGCAUAAAAUCUGCCUGUUCGAACUUGCUGAAUUCCAAGGCAACAAGAUGGAGAUCACUGAGGAUGAUAUUCCCAGCCUGUGGGCUUAUGGAUUCUGUGACCGUGUGGGCAGUGUGAAGGUUCCCAGUGGCACGUGGGUUGGUUACCAAUAUCCUGGAUACAGAGGAUACCAGUACUUGUUUGAGAUGGGAGAUUACAAACACUGGAAUGAUUGGUCCGCCCAGCAGCCCCAGAUGCAGUCCAUUCGUCGCCUCAGAGACAUGCAGUGGCAUCAGAAAGGCUGCUUCCAGUUGGUUACUAAGUGAGGAAACACUCACAGCUCCGCAAGCUGAUGGAGAAG
Carcharodon carcharias (great white shark) is the source of this 719-nucleotide messenger RNA. It is a transcript of the gene crybb1, whose product is annotated as crystallin, beta B1. NCBI's taxonomy places the organism in Eukaryota, Metazoa, Chordata, Chondrichthyes, Lamniformes, Lamnidae. The transcript is spliced from 5 exons. The coding region runs from base 1 to 684 and encodes 227 amino acids. Gene Ontology annotation, molecular function: structural constituent of eye lens. Gene Ontology annotation, biological process: lens development in camera-type eye; visual perception. The record is from RefSeq and is a predicted model, not a curated record.